AUGGAGUGGUCCUUCAGCCCGGACGACAACCUCGGCCCCCCCGGCGACUCCCGGCGGCGCUUCACGCUCCCGAUGGACUUGAUAUUCGGCAAGGUUUGCGCCCUCCUCAACAAGCUGUCGGGCAAGGUUCAGGUCGCCCCCGCGGUUAAGAACGCCGCUUCCAAGAACGCCUCCUCCGCUGGCGCUCAAAAGAAAUCGGUGGGCACGGCGGGGGCGGCGACCGACGAGGGUGUCGACGGCAGCGAGCGCAAGAGCGUAAUCAGGGACACGCUGCAGGAGUCGCUGUCGCGGCACAAGCGGCUCGCUUUCCGGCUGGUGCUGUCGUGCAUGGCGCCGGUGCUCGCGGGGGGAGUCUCGCUGCCGGCCAUCACGGAGGAGGAGAUCGUGGCCGCGGAGAAGAAGUGCCGCAUGGAGGAGGGCGGGGCGGACAUGCUGGAUCGCCCGCCCGAGAGCUUCCGGGAGGCCGUGCUGCCGGCGCACCUGCGGUACAAGGCCCAGUUCGAGUAUAAGGCCCGCAUGAUGUCCAAGGGCAUCGCCGCCCUAAUCGUCUCAGCCUCGGACCCAGACCUUAAAGAGGCGGCCUCUCCCGUCUUGCACGGCAUCAUCCUGGACUGCAUCCGGUUCACCACCCCGCCGCCGCCCGCGCCCCAAGCCGCCGAACCCACCCCCCGCCGCCGCCUGCCCCGAGGCUUCUCGGACUUGGACAUCGGCCCGUACUCCGAGCCUGCGGCGGCGGCGGCGGCGGCGGCGGCAGCGGUGGACGCGCCAGCGGCCGUAGCGCCGGGGGUGGGCGCCGCCGACAUGGCCGCCAUGCAGGACCCUAAGGCCGACCUGGUGUUUUCGCCGCUGGAGGCGAUCGCGGAGCACCUGCGGGGGCGGCGGGUUACCAGCCCCUGCGAGAUCACGGACGCGAUCGUGGAUGGACUGAGUGACGUGCGGAAGGACGUGCAGGGGGUCGCUCUGGGGCUCAUCGAGUUCAUCGUGGAGCACUCGGGCGUGAAAGAUUCGCCGGCGGUCGAGGGAGGGGACGCUUCUUCUUCGCCCCCGGGGAGGCCUUCUUGGCAGGGGAGGGUGCUGGUGCACAGCCUGUUCGAGAGCCUUUGCCAGGGCUGCUUCGAGAAGCAGUGGAGGCGCAAGAUCAGCGCUUGUCGAGGCAUCCGGAAGGCGUGCGCCGUGAUGAACUGGCAGACUGCUCGCGUCUUCGAGUUCAAGCUCAUGCAGGCCUUGCUCUUCGUGAUCAAAGACCACCCGCGAGAGGUCUCCAUCGUCACCUCCGAGGACGCCCAGUCGGCCCUGUAUGCGCUCCUCACUACCCGCUACGGCAUCGCCCAGCCGGGGGCGGCGGCGGCGGCGGCGGCGGCGGCGGCGGCGGUGGCGACGCCGCCCACCGCCGCGCGGAGCGGUGCCAGCAGUGCGACAGCGGGCACUGACGCUGCUGCUGCUGCUGCUGCUGCUGCUGCUGCUGCUGCUGCUGCUGCUGCUGCUGCUGGGACCCAAGCGGCGCCCGCGGCGGCGGCGGUGGGGAGUUCAGCGGCGGCGGUGGCGCCAGUGGCGCCAGUGGGAGCGGCGGCGGCAGCUCCUGUGGCCUCUCCGGCGACGGCUGCCAACGGCAGCGUGGCCAACGGCACCGCCGGUGGUCAGGUGGCGUCUGCUGGUGGUACUUCCGGGGCACCCGGCGGUGGCAGCAGCGGCGGCGGCUCCACCGCGAUGGAGGUGGACACGCCCAGCCCUGACUCGUCUGGCAACCGCGGCAAGCGGAGCUCUGGUCCCCCCGAGGUGGUGAUCGCGAGCCCGGUGGUGCACUUGCUGGCGACGGAGCUGUCCAACUACCGGCACACCGUGCGGUCGACGGCGAAGAGGGCGAUCGAGCUCAUGGCGGCGGCCAAGGGGUGUUCGACGACGGACAUACUGGCUCCCUGCCGGGAGGCCGUGGAGGGGCACAUCUUUUCGAAGCAGCUCCGGGCGGUGCAAGUGUGGUGCUUUGGGACGGCGGGGGUGGCUUCUCAGCAAGUGGGCAUGCUCGAGGCGCUGACGUACGGCCUGAUGCUCAAGCCGCAGCUGCUGACGGUAACUUCCAAGGUGAUGCAGAUCUUGGGGGAGGUGCUGGCCAUGACGGAGACUGACGACCUGGACCCCGGGCGAAACGCUAUCCCGGCUCUGUACAACUCCCUUCCCGGCUCGCGUUCCACGCACACGGGUUUCCCGUCGAAGACGGGGGUUCGGGACAUGCAGUCUCCCUCGGAGCUGCCGCACGUCGUGCAGCUGCGUGUGUCUGCGAUCCGGCUGAUGCAUAUCGUGAUGAUGACUAAGCCGGAGGCGUUCAUGGAGACGGACGUGCUCAAGGACGCCCGCACGCGGUGCAUCUCGCUGUUCUUCAAGAGCCUCACCAGCAGAGCCGAUCAGGUGGUAGACGCGGCCCAGGCGGCGCUCGUGCAAGUAAUCUUCACGAACCGGCAGUUCAAGGACAAGUCCGGCAUGCCGAAAGACCUGCUGCAGUCGUGCCUCCGCCCGGUGCUCAAGAACCUGACGCACAUCCAGAAACUCAGCCUGCCGCUGCUGCAGGGGCUGAGCCGCCUGCUGUACCUGCUGUCGAACUGGUUCAACGUGACCCUGGGCGACAAGUUGUUCGGAUACCUGCGGCAGUGGACCGAGCCGGAGAAGCUGCAGGGCUUGCCUGACCCGAAGGGAUGGAAGCCCGGAGAGGAACCCGACGUGGCGGCCGCCAUCAUGGGCCUCUUCCACCUCCUGCCGCACUCCCCGAAGUUCUUGGACCAGCUCGUCAAGCUCACGCUGCAACUGGAAGCGGUCCUGCACAGGUACGAUAACUACAGUCGGCCUAGCAACCCCUUCCUGGUCCCCCUGACCAAGUACCUCGACCGUUACGCGAAGGAAACCAUGGAGUACUUCUUGGACAGGGAGAAGCUAGGGAGGGCGCCCACUGCAGGGCUGCUGGUGAGACACUUUGUGACAAUCCUCGACAGCGCUCGGCGCAGCUCCGAGGCGGCGGAGGCUCGUCUGGUGAAGAUGGUGCAGGAGCACAACUCCCUGGUUCUGACCUUGGACGACCUCAAGAAGAGGAGGGACGCUGCCGUCGAGGUUUCCAGGCGUGCCCAAGCCCCGUAUCCGGCGGAAGGAGAGGCUGCUGCUGGCGCUGCCGCUCCCAACGCGGCUGCUGCUGCGGCAGUGGCAGCUCAGGCGGAGCAACGCGUGCAAGCGACAAGCGCUAAGCUGGCGUCGUUGACGAGAACUCUGGGAGUGGUCAAGGAGGCGGCCAGGCAGACGAAGCUCACGAUCGCCGCCCAGCAGAAGCGCAUUGCCGCCCAGCAGGCUACGGGUGUCCAGCAAGCUCCCGGCGGAGGCUUUCGCCUGGGGGGGGACGAAACCGUCCUCAUCCCUGCCCCCGGCGCGUACCCGACCUCCCUCAGCCGCGAGUCCGCGGAGUGCCUGCACCAGGGUCUGCGGGUGGUGUACGUGCUGGCCCAGCACAUGCCCAAGUAUCUAGAGGUGGCAAUGCUGCUGGACAUGGCGACGGUCUUCCUCUACCCCACCCCGGUGGACUUCACUUUCCUGAAGGAUUUCUACCGAUUCGAGGUGCCGGCCCUUACGGGGGUCUCCGAGAAGCGCGCCCUGUUCCGCGUUUUCCUGGAAACCCUGCGCGAUCCCAACCUCACGGGGGAGCACAAGGUCAAGUGCCUGUCUCUCGUCGUGAUUCCGGUCCUUACCACGACGCUUGAGGACCCGCACACCAACAACGCCGAGGUGGUGACGGACUCGCUGGUAAGUCGGCUGGUCCACGAAGGCUUUGGUGGCGAAGGGAACCAGAAGUACCCGGAGGGGUUGCGGGUGGAGCUGCUCAAGCUGGGAGCGCUGCUGAUCGAGUUCAUGCACAAGGAGCUGCUGGAUCACCGGAAGGAGCUCAUCAAGUUCGCCUGGAACAACAUCAAGGUGGAGGACAGCGGGAAGCACUGGGCCUACGUGAACGUGUGCCGUUUCAUCUGCGCGUACGACACGCCGCCCAAGAUCAUCCUACAGGUUUACGUUCAGCUGCUGCGGUGCAUCCAGCCGGAGGUGAAGGAGCUUGUCCACGCCGCGCUCGACAUCCUCGUGCCCGCGCUGCCCUUCAGGCUCACGACCGGGGAGUUCAUGAAGGCUAUCAAGUGGACCAAGAAGAUCAUGUACGAGGAGGGCCACGCCCUGCCGCAGCUUAUCCACAUGUGGCACAUGAUCGUCAGGCACCCGGCCCUCUUCUACAGCUGCCGCAGCCACUUUGUGGGGCAGAUGGUCAACUCGCUUAGCCGCCUGGGGCUGCCGCCCAACUGCCCACGAGAAAACCGUCAACUGGCGGUCAGCCUGGCCGACCUCAUGAUCAAGUGGGAGGCGCACGGCCGAGAGCUCACCCGGUUGCGCCGCGCCGCCACCGCCGCUGCUGCCGCCGCUGCUCCGCCGCCGGAAAAGGACCCGGCGGCCUCGAAGGGAACGAAACGGUCGCUAGAGACCGGCGCCGAGGGAACCGCCACCGCCGCAGCCGGAACAUUUACAACGGCAGCGGCGGCGGCGGCGGCGGCGGCGAUGGCGGCGACGGCGGCUGCGGCUGCCGGGCAACAGGAGCAAGGUCGAGAGAAGGUGAUGAAGACAGCGACAGGGGCUGCCCCCGGUGCGGGUGCCGGUGCCGGCGGCAUCGUGGGUUCCGCCGGGGCGGCGGAGGCAGCGACGGCGGCGGCGGCGGCGGAAGGGACGACGGACAGCUUUUCUCUGAGCAAGUCUUCGGUGGAGACGGUGGUGAACUUUGUGGUGCGGGUCGCCCUGUUCGCGAUGGCCAACCUCAAGGAUAGCGGCAUCACUCACCUCUCGAGGCGGUGCCUCGGCCUGCUGGAGAAGGCGCUCGAGCUCUGGCCUGACACCCCCAUCAAGUACUUCGAGAAGCUAGUGCACGUGAUGGUCGACAUCGACCCGCAAACCGCCUCCCAGUCUCAGCUACAGGCUACCAUGAAGGCCUUGCCUGGAGUGCUAGAGGCGUCCUUGGACAUUUUGAUAAUCUCCUUGGGGGCCGAGGAGUCGACCGCCGCCACCAACAUCUCCGGAGAUGCCACGGCCUCGCUUGCCACGGCCAGCACCACAUCCACCGCGAAGACCCCGGCCAGAGUCCCCAACAACUUGGUGCUCCAACACGUGGCCAAGUUUCAGCGCCUGCUGGGACCCUCCCUGCGUGCGGACACCCCCGGGAUACGGCAGCGCCUGCUCCGGCUGAUCCGGCGGCUCGCCGCGCUCUACGGCCCCGGGAAAGCCCCCAAGGAGUUCCAGGAGGCCAAGUUUUGGGACAACUUCCAGGGAUCCGUGGAGCGGAGGCUGAAGGCGGCACUCGGCGAGAAACCGCCGCCCCCGGCAAACCACCCGACAGCCUGGUACGGCAGCGCCGCGGCCUCGGUCUCAGCGACGGCGUCGGUGGCGGCGGCGGCGGCGGCCAACGGGGGCGCCGGCGUGGCCGGCGAGUACAACCGCAGCAAGGCGCUGUCCUCGGUGAAGAUUGUCGAGAGCGUUUCGGCGGCGUACCCGGCGUUCGCGGACUUCCAUGCCGCGAGCCUGAUGGACCUCGUGAGGAUGCUUUCGCGGCAGCACUUCCUGCAGGCCGGGGUGGUGGCGAGCACUCUGGCGGCGAGGUACGGCGGAAACGCUGCCGCCGUUGCGCUGCCGCCAGGGCUCGUGGGCAGCGACCCGAUGAGCCCCAGCUCGAGGCUGCUGCCGACGGCCAGCAUGGCGGUGCUCAACACGGCGGUGACGGUGGAGUUCGUGGUGGACGACGCCCCCCUCACGGAGCACGUCGAGGCCCUGGUGAUUUGCCUCAAGCUGCUGCGAGGCAUCACCGACCGUGCCCAGAUCCCAGACAAUAGGAAGGUGUUCCAGUCGCUUGCCGCGGCGUGCUUGAGCAUCCUCGACAAGUCGGACAACGUGGCGCUCUUGACCACCGUCAUGGGCUUCGUGAAGGACUGGCUUCUGAAGGAGCCUUCUCAACCCAACUCCCCGUCUCUGAGCGAUCAGGAACGAAAGAUGUUCGUGCAGCGCCUGGUGCGGCUGGACAGACUGUCGGAGGUGCACGUGCAGCCCGUCUUCAAGCUGCAGCUGGAGGUCAUCGACGCAUUGGUUAACGUCCCGGAGGGGAGUACCAUGCCCAAGUGGGUGCAGGCGGAGGCGCCCCGGCUGUUCAUGGCGGGCUUGCUUGCUGCCGAUCCCGUCCUUCGCAGGCGUUUCUCUCAACGCCUCGUGAAAGAGGCGGGGACCGCCGCCGCAGCGGCGGCGGCAGUAGCGGCAGCAAAAGCCGCGGCCGGUCAGGCGGGCGGGGCGGCGGCGGCGGCGGCGACGCCGGCGGUGCACGCCGUCACCGCCGGGAGCAGCGGCGCCUCCCCGAGCGCGGUUAUCAUGCACGUGCUCCGCCUGGACUGGGAGCCGUUGCAGCUGAGGUUUUGGCCGGCGGCGGUGGCGGAUGCGCUUCUGGGUCUCGUCGACGGGGGGAGGGCCUUCAGCCUCGAGGAUGACGAGUGCAUGCGACCGUUCGUGGGUGCGGCGACCGGUGGCGUAGUGGGAUCGCCCCCCGUCUCCCUCCAGGGGGCGACCUCCGAUGAACGAGACUGCCUCGCCGCCUACGCGUCCGCGCUGUCAAAAGCCGUGGGGGGGGCCGGAGAGGUAGUGGACCCUCUGCGGGGCCUCCUGCACGCAGACGUUACCAUCGCCGACGAUGUGUGGGCGCGGACCCUCAAGCUGGCGUGGGCUACGUUCAGCGACCGGCGGAGGGCAGAGUUCGCCGGGGUGGCGGGGUCGCUGCUGGCCAAGCCGUGGCAUACCAAGGCCAUGAACCUGCCCCCUCUCAUGCAGGGGUCUCACAGCGUUAACGUGAUCCAGAGCUUGCUGGGGGCGAUCCUAGCUCUAAGGCCUCUGCCCCCGCUCCCCGUUGAUCUUCUGGGGGCACUCGCCGUCGGCUUUAACGCUUGGCACACCGUCAUCCCCGCGAUAGAACACCAGGUGAUGAACGCCUCUGUGGAGGAGAGACCCCAGUGGAUACGCAUCCUAGCGUUCCUUUACAAGCACCUUGGGGAGGACGACGUCUGCAGCGCGCUCCGGAGACGCUUCGCGGUGUGCCCAGAAACCAAGGUGGCGUUGUCGCUGGAAACGUACGGAUUAACGGUCGAGGCGCAGCAUCUGUACCUAGACCUGAUAUCGAGGGAGCAGAGCGGCGCAGGCACGGCGCACGUGAGCCAGGAUGAGCUAGAGACAUGGGAGGAGAGAUGGAUCGAUUGCACGAGGCAGCUGUCGCAGUGGAGCGUGUUGGUGGACUUUUCGUCUACGCUGCAGUACCCGGAGUUGAUGAUGGAGUCAGCGUGGAAGGCACGCGCGUGGGACGUGGUCCGUGCCAACAUGGACAGUCCGACGGUGGCGGCGGCGACGGAGGGUGGCUCGCCGUUCUACAAGAUCUACGAAAUAUACUUGUCAAUCGUGGACAACAAGGUGCAGGGGAUGGAGCGGCUGUGCAUGUCUUGCGUGCAGCUGGCGCUCCACCGGUGGCAGCUCUUGCCGAGGGUGCACACGGGAUGCGGCGCGCACAAGCCGCUGCUUCACCUGUUCCACCAGGCAAUAGGAAUGGUUGAGCUGAGAGAAACGGGCAACAUCAUGGCCGACAUGGCAAGGAUGAUGAUGUCGACCGGCGCCAACGGCCAGAAGCUGAAUGGGGGCGCCCUGAUCAACGCGGGCCAGAAAAAGCCCCCCGAGCUGAAGGCGACGCUGUACACGUGGCGGGAGCGGCUGCCGAACAAGUGGGACGCUCUGAAGGACUGGGACGACAUCUUCUGCUGGAGGACCGAGGUGUUCCGCAUCAUCACCUCCAACUUUGCGGACGUGGACCCCGGGCUGCUGGCGAGUCUCCAUGACACCCCCUGGACCAUGAUCAAGCUGGCGCACACGGCGAGGAAGCAGGGGCUCACGGAAGUGUGCCUCAACUCGCUCGGGAAACUUUACUCGGUGGCGACGAUGGACGUACAGGAUGCCUUCAACAAGCUCCGCGAGCAGAUCAUCAUCUGCCACAAGCAACCUCGUGAACACCGAGGCGGUCUGAACAUGAUCAACAACACUAACCUUGAGUUCUUCAAUUCGAAGCAAAAGGCCGAGCUUUUCCGGCUAAAGGGGGUGUUCUUGACGAGCCUGGGGGCCAAGCAGGAGGCAAACAACGCUUACAGCCACGCUGUUCAGAUCUCCGGAGACUUCGCGAAGGGCUGGUACUCCUGGGCCCGGUACUGCGAUGGAAUCUUCGCCGAGCAGACCAAGGUCCACUGCGCGGUGCAGGCGAUGGCAUGCUACCUGCAGGCCAUCAACCACAACUCAGCCGGCGCUAGGCUGAUGAUGUCUCGCGUGCUGUGGCUGCUCAGCCUUGACGACGAAAAGUCCACCCUGGGGAGGACCCUAGAGACCUACGGCCGCACCCUGCCAGAGUGGGUCUGGAUCCCCUGGAUCCCCCAGCUGCUCACCUCUCUCACUAGAAGGGAGGCCCACUACGUGACGGCCCUGGUGAAGGCCUUGUCGCAGAUGUAUCCUCAAUCGGUGUACUACACCAUGAGGGCGUUCUUGCUGGAAAGAAGAGAGCAGCCGGACAGAGGGGGGAGCUCGGCGAAUGCCGCGGACAGCAACAAGCUGCCCAAGGCCAUGUCCGUGCGCUUGCCGUCUGGGGGCACGAUGGUGUGUCCCGCGGGCACUCUGAAGAAGCAUGCGCGGCAGCUGCAGGCCGGGGAGAUUCAGGCUCUCCCCCCCCCCGGGGUGGACGGGGCCGGACCCGCGAUGGCUCCGACGGGUGCUGGGGCUGCGGCGAUCGCGGACGAGCUCAUGUCGCAGCUUAGAAGAGCGCACUGCGCGCUGGGGGCGGAAAUGGAAACGAUUCUCGAGGAGAUCAUCGUUCACUUCAGACCUGAGCCUGGAGAGGAGCUGCACUCUGCCGUGCACGCGCUGCUCAUCAAGUGCUUCCAGCUGGUGACGUUGCCGAUGGAUGACGUCAUCCCCGUGACCCUCAAGUCCACCCUGGAAAGGGUUUGCCGCAAGUUCUUCAACAGGGACGCGGCCCACAAGUCUCCCAAGCACCAGCGGUUCGUCGAGCUGUAUCAGGCGACUUUCGAGAAGGACUUCGAGGUCGGUAACGGUAGUGAUGACUUAGAGGACAACGCACCGAACCACUAA
Messenger RNA from Ectocarpus sp. CCAP 1310/34, 9210 nucleotides. The record is from the annotation of a GenBank genome assembly. Lineage: Eukaryota; Phaeophyceae; Ectocarpales; Ectocarpaceae.